AUGUAUCAACACUAUAGAACCUUUCAAGGUAGAAAACUUACUGAUCAGGAAAGAGCCCGUGUUUUGGAAUUUCAAGAGUCUAUACAUUAUUCGCCAAGAUACUCGGAUGAUAACUUUGAAUAUAGACAUGUUAUGCUACCUAAAGCAAUGUUAAAGGUAAUUCCAUCUGACUAUUUCAACUCAGAAGUAGGUACAUUACGUAUAUUGACUGAAGAUGAAUGGAGAGGGCUAGGUAUUACACAAUCUUUAGGAUGGGAACAUUACGAAUGUCAUGCUCCAGAACCUCAUAUAUUAUUAUUUAAAAGACCACUAAACUUUGAAGCAGAAUUGAGAGCAGCACAACAACAACAGUUGCAACAACAACAACAACAGCAGCAAGCAGCAAGUAUGCACAGUGAAGGACAGAAUCAACAAUAA
Messenger RNA from Arxiozyma heterogenica, 417 nucleotides. It is a transcript of the gene CKS1, whose product is annotated as cyclin-dependent protein kinase regulatory subunit CKS1. The transcript has a single exon. The record is from RefSeq and is a predicted model, not a curated record. Bases 1 to 417 code for a protein of 138 amino acids. Gene Ontology annotation, biological process: regulation of mitotic cell cycle. Gene Ontology annotation, molecular function: protein kinase binding; cyclin-dependent protein serine/threonine kinase activator activity; ubiquitin binding. Gene Ontology annotation, cellular component: SCF ubiquitin ligase complex; cyclin-dependent protein kinase holoenzyme complex. Lineage: Eukaryota; Fungi; Ascomycota; Saccharomycetes; Saccharomycetales; Saccharomycetaceae.